Melanaphis sacchari is the source of this 1153-nucleotide messenger RNA. Its product is annotated as pro-resilin-like. The transcript has 3 exons. Gene Ontology annotation, cellular component: extracellular matrix. NCBI's taxonomy places the organism in Eukaryota, Metazoa, Arthropoda, Insecta, Hemiptera, Aphididae. The record is from RefSeq and is a predicted model, not a curated record. Bases 155 to 910 code for a protein of 251 amino acids.
CAAAGUAAAUCAUUUGUGAUAGUGCCGUCGAACGGGAAAAAUACCAACUCCGUUGCUGUUUAUAACUAUUCCAGUGUGCGUAACUAUCGUCUGUCUCGUGUAAAUAUAUUUUUAUAUCAACGUUUCACACUUUGAUAUUAUCGACCACAUUACCAUGAGCCAACAAAAGGUCAUUAUUACUUUACUUUUGAAUGUGUUUUUAACAUCAUUCGUCUGUGCUCAAUAUGGUAGUCCUGUUGGCAACAGCAAUCCUGGAUAUGGUGGUACAGGUUCAAGUGCUGUUCCGUCAGGAGAUUAUGGACACAAAGGCCAAAACCUCAACGGAGGAGGUAGUGGAUCAGAUGGAAAUUCAGAACCAGAGCCAUUCAAUUUUGCUUAUCAAGUAAAAGAUGCACCCACCAACACAGACUUCAAGCACGAAGCAAACAGUGAUGGCAAACGAGUGACUGGAGCAUACAGCGUACUUUUGCCGGACGGUCGUAAUCAAGUGGUAACGUACACAGCCGACGAAAACGGAUACAACGCUAAGGUCAACUAUGAAGGUGAAGCAAAACCACAACCAGCUCAACCCGGCAGCCAAGGAGGUUAUCCGUCCGCACCUGGUUUCCCUUCUGCUUCUCCUAGUUAUUCUUCUGCUGCCCCUGGUUAUCCGUCCGCAUCGGGUUUCCCUUCUGCUGCUCCAGGUUAUCCGUCGGCAUCGGGUUAUCCUUCUGCUGCUCCUAGUUAUCCUUCUGCUGCUCCUAGUUAUCCUUCUUCUGCCCCUGGUUAUCCUUCAGCUGCCCCUGGUUAUCCUUCUACUGCCCCUGGUUAUCCUUCAUCGGCACCGGGUUUCCCUUCAUCUGCCCCGAGCUACUCAACUGGUGUUAAGGGAUCUUACGCCGCACCUCAACCCAAAAACGGAGGAUAUUAAUCAAUAUGUAUCUCUGUGAUGUUUAUUUUACAUAUUUUAAGCGAUUUUAUCGCCCUUGUACUUAGUAUGUAUUCAAUUUUUUUUUUAUUUUUCAAAAACGGUCAAAAUAAACUAUAACGUGGUCAUCGGCCAAAUUAUAACAGAAUAUUUAUAGAUGUGUACCGUAUUUUGACUAAAAAGUUACUUAAUUUAAAUUAUUUUAUUAUUUCAUAACUAAUAAAAAAAUUGUUUUUUUAUAAAAUG